Messenger RNA from Leguminivora glycinivorella, 661 nucleotides. RefSeq names its product adenylate kinase isoenzyme 6 homolog (gene Ak6). Gene Ontology annotation, molecular function: ATP binding; AMP kinase activity; ATP hydrolysis activity. Bases 115 to 645 code for a protein of 176 amino acids. The record is from RefSeq and is a predicted model, not a curated record. The transcript has 4 exons. NCBI's taxonomy places the organism in Eukaryota, Metazoa, Arthropoda, Insecta, Lepidoptera, Tortricidae. Gene Ontology annotation, cellular component: cytoplasm; nucleus.
UCUCAAGUUCUUCACGUUGGUUUUGUAGUUGUUGAUUAAUAAAUUUAAUGCGAAAUUAAUAAUAAUUUACAGCUACAUAACUAUAAGCAAAAUUAAUGAGAUAACAAUAGCAGCAUGGCAUCCCAUCCGAGGCAGGUCCCAAAUAUUUUAAUAACAGGUACCCCUGGUGUCGGCAAAUCCACGCUGUCAAAGUUGUUGGCAGACAGGACUAAGUUUACUUGGCGAGAAGUAUCAAAACUAGCUGAAGAAUAUAAUUGUUUAGACGAGUAUGACCCAGAAUAUCAGUGUCCAUAUCUCAACGAGGAUAAGCUUCUAGACACAAUGGAAGGGUUGAUGGCAAAAGGUGGUAAUAUUGUGGACUACCACGGCUGCGAGUUCUUUCCCGAGCGAUGGUUUGAUGCAGUCUUCGUAAUCAGAACUAGCAAUACUGUGCUGUAUGACAGACUUUCGGCUCGGGGAUACACUGGUAAAAAGUUAGAAGACAACAUACAGUGUGAAAUAUUCGAGACACUGUUAGAAGAAGCGCAGUCGUCGUACAAACCAGAAAUAGUUGUUCAGCUUCAGAAUGAGACGCAGGAGCAGCUUCAACAGAAUGUGAACACAAUUGUGGAAUGGAUAGAAAGGUGGAAGGAGGAGAAUUUAUAAAAAAAAUAAAAAUGAA